This is a messenger RNA of Durusdinium trenchii, 843 nucleotides long. Lineage: Eukaryota; Dinophyceae; Suessiales; Symbiodiniaceae. The record is from the annotation of a GenBank genome assembly.
AUGGGGUGCAACUUGAUUACCUUCCAGGACCUAGACUGGCUUGACAGGUGGCAGCCCUCCGAGUUCUUGGCUGCAGAUCCCAGUUUAGAAUCCUGGGUGGAGCUCAAGGAUGGGGAUCGCAACCACAGCAGGGACUUGCUGGUGAAAACCUACCAGCACCCCUUGAGGGCCUGGAGGAUACUGGACAGGGACAGUUCCAAUCGCAUUGCGUGGACCGAGUUCCGAGACGUUUGCCGGAAGGUGCGGUAUACCGGUGACAUCGUAGGUGCUUGGAGGGCCUUGGAUGCAGACAUGUCCGGGUAUAUCUCAAUGCGGGAGUACGACCCCGAGAGCGAAGAGCUUCUCACCUCCUUCAAGGAGUGGGCCGACUCCAACUUUGGGUCGGUGCGACACUGCUUCAAGGCCUUAGACAGCGACCGCAGCGGCUCGGUGACCUUUGCGGAGCUGAAGCGUGCCUGCCACAAGAUGAAGUGGGUGGGCAACGUGCGGACGCUCUUCGACUGCUUGGACAUCGACUCUGCCGACCGGAGAAACCGCGACGCCGCCACGGGAAAGCGGGCCAUCUCGUUGGAAGAGAUCGCCUUCCUGGACUCUUGGAACGUGGAGCCGCGGCCGGAGGUGGCUGAGAUGGAGGACACCGAGAUGGAACGUGUGUCUGUCCUGUCCGGACACUGUGUGGAGGACACUGUGUGUGUGUGUGUGUGUGUUGAACGUGUUUUUUUACUUCCCCGCCCUGUGGGUUCUCUGGUUCUCACGGUGCCCUCACUAUUCUUUGGGGACGAUCGAGACACCAACAUGUUGGAUCAUGUUCGAUGGUUGUUCCUCUUUCUUCCAGAGCACUGA